UGUUGCUGCAGCGUUAACUCGGAGCAGACCCCGCUCCGCUUCCCCCGGUGCAGCCCCAGCGCUCCGAUGCGGAGCAAGCACCACCCCUGAGACCCUGAAGCCGGCGCAGGAUGGAGAGCCGCCGACGGGACAUGGAGCUGCUGAGCAACAGCAUGGCCGCGUACGCACACAUCCGAGCCAACCCCGAGAGCUUCGGGCUCUACUUCGUGGUGGGCGUCUGCUUCGGGCUGGUGCUGACCCUGUGCCUGCUGGUGCUGCGCCUGUCCUGCGGGCCCCCCCCGCGCCGCCCCGGCCACCUCCGUGAUGAGGAUGAGGAUGAGGAUGAAGACGAUGAUGAUGAUGAGGAUGAGGAGGACACCAUUGACCGCGCAGCGUCCGAGUCUCUGCUGCCGGUGACCGAGAUCCCAUUGGAGCCCCACGGGCCUGGGGAUGGGGCUGCAGCCAUCGACGUGUUCACGUCGGCAGAGGAGCUGGAGCAGGCUCAGCGCCUGGAGCAGCGGGAGCGCAUCCUGCGCGAGAUCUGGCGCAAUGGGCAGCCCGACAUCCUGGGCACCGGCACCAUGGGCACCAUGGGCACCAUGGGCACCGGCACCAUCGGCCGCAGCCACUACUACUGACCCGGGGGUGCUGUGGGGCAGGAGGCUGAGGGGGGGGCUGCUCCCUGCCCCUGCCAUGGAGCCCUCACCCCCCCCCUUGAUGCACUUUGAGCCAUUGGUACGACCGCGGGCCCGGGACCUGCAGGGAUGGGGACAAGGACAGAGCCAUCCCGUGGGUCACAUCCGGACGCUCCCAUGUAAGCUUUGGGGGUGCUGCCCCACAACACGGUGCUGUUCUCCCCCCCCCGGGGUCAGUGUGGUGUUGGGGGGGUCGGGGGGGGGUUCAGCCGCUGCCUUCCCAAACCGAAGCCUUUCCCAUGACCCAACUGGAGUUAUCCGGAUCCUUUCCGGCACCGCCCUGGGCCUGACCCUUGCGGAUGUUUCCCUAUGGGGCUCCCCAGGGAUGUGGGGCUGCUCCCCACGGGGUUGGGUCACAUCCUGCCCCUUCCCCCGGUGCUGUCCCUGCCCCACAGGGGCCCCUCUCCCCCCUCCCCAGCCCCCUAUAUAAAUAGCUCCUUCCCAGGCUGGUCUCGCCGGCAGGAUCCAGAUGUUUUCCAGAUGUUCUCCCAGCCCCACGUCGGUGGCUGGAGGCCAGGAUGGGAUGGGGCUGGGAUGGGAAAUGGUGCAGGAGACGGAGGAAGAGG
Molecule: messenger RNA, 1240 nt
Organism: Melopsittacus undulatus (budgerigar)
Lineage: Eukaryota; Metazoa; Chordata; Aves; Psittaciformes; Psittaculidae
Gene: EVA1B
Product: eva-1 homolog B
Exons: 3
Coding region: 111-617 (168 amino acids)
Source: RefSeq, a predicted model, not a curated record